GCGUCCAGGGCUCGUGCGAGCCGUCCCUGCUGCCGCUAGCGGACGCCUCAGGGGAGUCAUGGCCGCAUCGUUGUCCUGCGUCAGCGCUGGGCCUGCAGCCUCGAGGCCCUCGGGCCUGAGCUGCCGCCUCCUGGUGCUGCUGCUGCUGCUGAACUCCGGUUACAAAGGAGACAACACCAAACCAGCUUGUGGCAAACCCUGGUGGCCGAAGAAUUUGGACGUGACACGCCAUUGGCCCUGGGAGGUGAGCCUCCGAGUGGAAAAUGAGCAUGUAUGUGGAGGGGCCCUCGUUGAUCUCGACUGGGUGGUGACUGCUGCCCACUGCAUCCAAGGCACAAAAGAGUAUUCAGUGAUUCUCGGCACCUCCAAGCUGAAGCCCACGGACUCCACGAGGGCCCUCUUGAUCCCUGUGAGAGACAUCAUUAUGCAUCCCAAGUACUGGGGCCGGAACUUCAUCACGGGUGAUGUUGCCCUCCUCCAGCUUCACACUCCUGUCGUCGUCAGCAAGUACGUGCAGCCCAUCUGCCUCCCGGAGCCCAACUACAACCUGAAGGUUGGGACACAGUGCUGGGUGACCGGCUGGGGCCAGGUUAAACAGCGCUUCUCAGCCAACUCCACGCUGACCCCAGAGUUGCAGGAGGCCGAGGUGUUUAUCAUGGACAACAAGAUGUGUGACCGGAUUUACCGCAAGAUGUCCCUCAUCCCCCGUGUUGUCCCCCUUGUCCUGGGGGACAUGAUCUGUGCCACCAAUUAUGGAGAAAACUUGUGCUAUGGGGACUCUGGGGGUCCGUUGGCUUGUGAAGUCGAGGGCAGAUGGAUUCUUGCUGGGGUGUUGUCCUGGGAAAAGGCCUGCGCCCAAGUACGUAAUCCAGGCGUGUACACCCAUAUCACCAAAUACAGCAAAUGGAUCAAGAAGCAAAUAAGCAAUGGGGUUCUCUCAGUCCCCUGCACCUCCUCCUGGCUCCUACUCCUGUCCUGGCUGCUGCAGCCCCAAAUGGGCCCCUGAUCUCCCUUCUCCUUUCUUCUCCGUGCUUUGCCUUUGCCGAAUGGGACCAGAUCAAGGUUAGACCAAGGUCAUGGGUCUGUAUUCAACAAGGGUCAAGGUGGGGAAAGAGUGGCCUCUGGGAGACUGGGUCGGGCUUUGGCCUCCUAGUGGGGAGGGAUGUGGUGGAUGACUAGGCCUUGAGUGACCAGGAGAAGGGAAGUGUGGCCUAGAAGGGCUUUGGAAUUAGGGACCAGGAUAGCAGGGAUUAAAUCUGUGCAAACAUGAGCUGGCUCUGUUCUCUUUUCUGGGUGGCCCUGGGAGUUGGGGGUUGGUGCGUGGGUAAGGCCUCCUGGAAUUAAUUCUGCCAGGAGGCUCCCCAGAGUGGGGACUGAUGUUUUUUGCUAUAUCACUGUGCUGGGGCUUUGGGAAAGGGCCUGGGCCUGAGGCAUCAGUUUCCUCAACUGUAAAUUGGGCAUGCUGUAAGAGAGCAGUUGAGACAUGCACUGUAGGUGACAGUAGGAAGGACCCACAUAUCGUGCUCCAAAAUCAGCUUUCUUU
Molecule: messenger RNA, 1543 nt
Organism: Physeter macrocephalus (sperm whale)
Lineage: Eukaryota; Metazoa; Chordata; Mammalia; Artiodactyla; Physeteridae
Gene: PRSS45P
Product: Putative serine protease 45
Exons: 6
Coding region: 59-1006 (315 amino acids)
Biological process (GO): proteolysis
Molecular function (GO): serine-type endopeptidase activity
Source: RefSeq, a predicted model, not a curated record